Messenger RNA from Ictalurus furcatus (blue catfish), 11984 nucleotides. RefSeq names its product vitamin D receptor a (gene vdra). Gene Ontology annotation, molecular function: vitamin D response element binding; zinc ion binding; nuclear receptor activity. The transcript is spliced from 9 exons. The coding region runs from base 371 to 1657 and encodes 428 amino acids. Lineage: Eukaryota; Metazoa; Chordata; Actinopteri; Siluriformes; Ictaluridae. Gene Ontology annotation, biological process: negative regulation of transcription by RNA polymerase II; positive regulation of transcription by RNA polymerase II; cell differentiation. Gene Ontology annotation, cellular component: nucleus. The record is from RefSeq and is a predicted model, not a curated record.
AAGUUCAUAAGGACUGGAUUGUUUACCUCUUCGCUGGCUAGCAGAUGACGUCAGGACACACCCCUAAACGUGUGCGUUGGGAUAGGCAGUGGAGUUCCUUUCGCCCAAUCCGGAUCGAGCUGUCAUCCUCGCGGUCCAAUCCGCGACGAGGGCACUGGCCGAGCUUGGCUGGGAUUGGCUCCCGACGAGAGAGGGUAUGUAGACACGCAGAGCUGCUGAGCCGAAGGGCGGGGCAUAGCCGAGUCGAUGAUGUCCACCUCUUUGGUGGUUGACGAGUAGAGAGAGAGAAGAAAAUAUUCCAUAUAUAUGUGUAUAUACACCCAUUUUGUGUGGAAUUAACGCUGAGUUUGAAGUGAAGACCAGUAUUUGGAUGGUUCGAAAGUCAACUCGGAUCUCCCCUGUAAUGGAGGCCAUGGCUGUGAGCACAUCUGCACAGUGUACGGACGAGAUUGACCGCAACGCUCCGCGAAUCUGCGGCGUUUGCGGAGACAAGGCCACUGGAUUCCACUUCAACGCCAUGACCUGCGAAGGCUGCAAGGGCUUUUUCAGGCGCAGUAUGAAGCGGAAGGCCAGUUUCACUUGUCCCUUUAACGGCAGCUGCACCAUCACCAAAGACAACCGCAGACACUGCCAAGCCUGUCGCCUGAAGCGCUGCGUCGACAUCGGCAUGAUGAAGGAGUUCAUUCUGACUGAUGAGGAGGUGCAGAGGAAGAAGGAGCUGAUCCUGAAGAGAAAGGAGGAGGAGGCAAUGCGAGAGGCGCAGAAGCCCCGGCUGACCGAGGAGCAGAGUCAGAUCAUCAACACGCUGGUGGAGGCGCAUCACAAGACCUACGACGACUCCUACUCCGACUUUGGGAAAUUCCGACCCCCAGUGAGAGAGGGUCCAGUGACGCGCAGUGCCAGUCGUGCUGCCUCUCUCCACUCACUCUCAGAUGCCUCUUCAGAUUCAUUGAACAACUCACCAGAGUCUAUGGACAAAAAGCUCAGCAGUCUCUUCUCCAUGUGUCAGGACGGCGUGAUGAGCCCGGAGUCCAGGGAUAACCCCCGCCUCUCCAUGCUGCCCCACCUGGCCGACCUCGUCAGCUACAGCAUCCAGAAAGUGAUCGGCUUUGCCAAGAUGAUCCCCGGCUUCAGGGAUCUGACUGCAGAAGAUCAGAUCGCUCUGCUGAAGUCCAGCGCUAUCGAGAUCAUCAUGUUGCGCUCCAACCAGUCCUUCAGUCUGGAAGACAUGAGCUGGAGCUGUGGAGGACCCGACUUUAAAUACUGCGUCAACGACGUCACCAAGGCUGGUCACACUCUGGAGCUGCUGGAGCCACUGGUGAAGUUUCAGGUGGGGAUGAAAAAACUCAACAUGCAUGAAGAGGAACACGUGCUGCUCAUGGCCAUCUGUCUUCUCUCUCCAGAUCGUCCCGGCGUGCAGGACCACGUUCGGAUCGAGGCGUUGCAGGAGCGUUUGUGCGAGACGCUGCAGGCGUAUAUCCGUGUGCACCACCCAGGCGGCCGGCUUCUCUACGCCAAGAUGAUCCAGAAGCUGGCUGACCUGCGCAGCCUGAACGAGGAGCACUCCAAGCAGUACCGCUCGCUGUCCUUCCAGCCCGAGCACAGCAUGCAGCUCACACCACUUGUGCUUGAGGUGUUCGGCAGCGAGGUGUCGUAGUGGCCAGGACGGUGUCUCCCACGGUGCCAGUCCAGCGCAGGGGCAUGAGGGAGGCGGGAGGGGAGGGGGGGGGCAAGAGGUGUGCGGCACGGGGCAGAGGUGGGCCAGAGGACUUCUGGAGGAGUCCUCUUACAGCAGACUGUAUGUGUGUGUGUCUGUGUGUGUCUGUGUUUGAGAGUGAGUACGAAAGUGAAAGUGUGUAUGUGUGUGUCUCCAGGGCAGGAGAGUGCCGGGGGAUGUCUGGUAUCCCGUUUCGGGGAAUUUGUAGAGGUGUUUUGUGCUUGUGUGUGUGUGGGUGGGUGUGUGUGUGUGUUAGUGUGAGGGGAGGGAGGGUCACAUGUAUAAGUCCAGAGAAGGGCUAUGGGUUUUGGAAGCUAAAGGGGAAUAUUAAGAAUGUACUUAUGCAUAUAUGAAAAGAAAUAUAAAUAUAAGCUAAUAACUAUAUUUAAGAGAGAUGCUUUCUACUAAAUUGAAGCGUAUGGCUGAGCGUUGUAAAAUAGGAUUAGCAGGCCUCUUUGGUUUGAGUGUGUGCGCGUGCUUGUGCGGAGAGAUGUGUUUUGUUGUGUAUAUGAAAGAAACGGACACUAACAAGCAGCAGGCACAUACACUGAAGUGAAUGUUUGUAUAGAUAGGAUAUUUAAUCACCACAAGAGAGCGAGCCCUCAUUUGUAGAUGAGACACUUUUUAAGGGUGUUUUAAAAGGUCGUCGUUUUUUUAAUAAACGACACACGUUAUUUUAUAUCUUAUUUAAAGAUCGUGUUGAAAAACUAGCAUAGAUUUGGAGCAUUGCCCUGAUGUGCCUUUGUUUCUUUGUUUAAGCUCCGCCCCACCCCUACCCAAGCCCCAGUAAACAAGCUCCGCCCCAAGCCAGUCAGAGCUGCUUGAACGAACCUCAUGGAAUGGUUCGAGAGACACGGUUUGAUUGCGUAUGUUGAUGUAUUUCCUUUUAGAACCCGAAAGUCAGGGUGACGGUGUUCGAGAUACGCACAUACUAAAUCUAUAGAAACUUUAUGGUAUCUUGACGAAAUAGCUGAAUAUGGAGAAGUUUGCCAGAGCUUUGUUUUAUGGUGCGUUCAAGUCCUCCUGGGAAGUUCGUGGUUACGAGGUGGAAAGUCGUAAUUACGACGUCAGGCGUGUUCGAGUCACAUUUUCUAGAAAAUGAAGAACAAAGAAUGCGCAUCAGGUGUGUUUUUUUUAAUCAAUUUACGAAGCCACUGUAAACGUUAACCUAACAUAUUAUAUCGAAAUUGUACAACGUUGUCGUAUUUUGUGCAGGAAAUUAGCUUGCUUUAUUGUAAAUGAAAAAAAGCCCGAUAAAGACAUGUUAAGAAAUUUGCUUGUAUUUCAAUAACUUGCUGCAUAUACUAAUUACAUAAUAACUGAAAUCACCUUCUGAGACACGUAAACAUUGAAUUUCAGCUCGUAAUUACGACUUUGUGAUGGCGUUCAUGCGCGUUCGACUCGUAAAUACGAUCUUUCCACUAAACUGCACCACUAAACUCUGGAGGACAGAGUUCUCACCGCGUACGGGUUUGCCAGCUGUCCCAACUUCCCGUUCAACUUCCGCCACAAAUUCCACCUUCUUCGAAUUGAAUAAACUCAUAAACUCCGACCACUUCUCUCUUUUUUUUUCUUUUUUUUUCCUUUUUUUUUUGGUUUGAAAAGGGAAUGGUGUUUGCAAUGACACAAAGCCAAAAACACAAGCCAGGUUUGCUGCUAAAGAGCUGCUACUGUAGAGAAAGACAUGCCUCCUCGUCCCCCAGGGGCGGGACAUGUACAUUCUAGAGAACAUUUCAUUGGUAGAUUAGUACAGGAUGAGUCAUCAAAAAUUUGUAAUCAUUUUCCAAGAACUGAAAAUGAGAAUAUCUCUGAAACUAUUUUUUGCCUUUUUUUUUUUUUGUACUGGUGUCCAUAACAAUACGGUACCAGUACAAAAAAACGCUGAAACACCUCAUUUGAAUUCAGGAGCACUUUAAAGGCAAGGUACAAGACAUAUGCAGUUAAAACAGAUGCACUUGGGAGUCUUGGUUGUGGUUUUUAUUUAUGUUUUUUUGUUUAUUAUUCUAAUUGUAAUUCACCUGACAAGCAGCAGGGGGCUCUAAAAAUGACAAUCUGCUCCUUUAACUAAGUAUAUUCUGUUACUUAAUACCGAACCUGUGUAUUUUAUUUAAUUUUUCGUAUUACAGGUUUCCCAUUAAAUGCUACAAGCAGCAGUCCAAUGCCCCGCCAGUUCCCCAUCAUUUCGCCAGUACACACCUGUACGUUUCAGAUUGGGCGCUCCUCACCUCAGAAUGUUUUGAUCGGGGUUAAUCGUUUUGUUUUUAGGACCGUUUUAGGUAGUUUACAUUUUAGAAGACGUAUCACGCCGCGUCAGUUUACGGCUUUUGUGCCGCUCUCUUGUGGUCGUACGUUGUAAAUACCACUUUUAUUAUUCCUGUACAUAUUAAGUCUAAUGAAAACAAGCAUAGGCAAGUACUAAGAUGAUUCAUUAGUUUAAAAAAAAGAAAAGAAAAGAUGCUUGGGAGAAAUAUGCAAAUAUAAUAUUUUUGCUCUCUUUUUUUGUUUUGUUUUGCUUUGGAGGUUUUUUUUUUCUCUGAGGUGACAAUAAGCUUUGACGACUUUAUCUAUUCAUGAUUGUUAGAUGCGAAUUCAUCAUUUGCUCUUACUUUAAUCGUUACGAUCUUAUUAUGAUUAUUAUGAGAUUUUUUUUCUGUCUUUCUUUCUUUUUUCCUGGUUUUUUUUUUUUUUUUUUUUUGCAAACCAACAAGACAUCUCAUACCAUACUCUUGCUGCUGCACAAAGCCUUGCUAGAACUCUCAGAUUUUUGGAGAAGAGACAGAAUCAUCACUUCUGUCCUCACCACAAAUGCUGCCUGAAACCAAUCAAUCAACAGGGACAUGAACUGACCCUGGAGCCCCUUGUGUAUAUCUACAGAAAAUACACCGGUUACACCCGCACGCCUCCUCUUACGCCUACACUUCUGCCGUAAUAGCGUUGUGGAAGACUCUUCGAAGCUUUAACUGCUCUGUGGAAUUAAAUGGAAAAACAGGAGGAAUGAUGGUGUCUGGCUGCUACAGGAUGGAGCUGUGAUGAUUUUUGUUGCUGUUGUUGUUGUUGUUGUUGUUUUGUUUUGUUUUCCCAGCUCCUCUGUCCGGAAAUUUUUCGUGUUAAAACUGCUUCAUGAGAACAAAAAGCCAGACUGGAAUGUUCUUCGUGAGGUACAAAAUAGGAGCUUUCUGAGCGAUGGACACAACUGACUCUCGACUGGGACAGCGGGACAGGACAUCAGUGCCAUCUAGUGGACUGGAUGAAUCUCUGCAUACCCGUGUACAUUCUACUAUGUGUAAAUUAAGCUUCGACCCGGAUUCUUUCUAAUGACUUUCUAAGGAGCAUGUGCUUUGUCGUCCAGCGCUGUGAAAGGACACACGCGGAAAUGGCUGCUGUUUCUACGUACAAACCUGUUUCACCUGUUUUCAGACACAGUGUUGUCGCCUCCGUAGCCUUACAGAACUCACAAAAACCGCCAGGAUAACUCAAGAGAAACUCAACAAGGGAAACGAGGCAGUCAUACACACACACACACACAUAUACAAACACAUACACACAUUUUUUUAGGACUACGUCCACCAUGGUUUCAGCAGGGAAGAGUUCAGCGUUAUGGGCAGUCUAUUGCCUUAGCUAAGCUCAAUAAGGCUGCUUUCACACUUUGCGUCUAUUUUUUUUUCCCUUCUUCCCCCAACCACAAAAAGUGCUCCGUUACCGUUUCUAUAAUAAUGGCUAAUUCACAGGGACUUGUAUGGUGAACACGCCACAUAACCUAAACUUAAUAAUCAACAAAUUGCAACCAUUUAUGGAAGGAGUCUCCAGUGCAAGCAUUUUGUAACAGUCAGAGGAAAAGCUGUAGCUUUCUAGCAUCUUCAGUAUGGCGGACAUCCGGUUUCUCGCUAAUAUGACAAAGCUGCAGGGUUUUUCAUUUGUUUGUUUGUUUAUUAUGUAAAAGAACCCGUAUAACAAGGCCAAGCGAUUAUAGCGGUUAUAACAGAAGGAAAUAACUUGUCUCGUGGACUUCGCACAACAUUAAAUGGACCUAUAAAUAAGUGGUCACCAACCCACCUUCCUUCUGUGAGAACUACCUUCCAGCAGGUUCCAUCUCCAACCAAAAUCAAGUGCAUCUGUUUUAGUUGAUCUUCGAUGGUCAGGUGGGCGCAAUUAUGGUUGGCGGAUCUCGAGGAACGGGGUCUUCAGAUCUCGAGGAACGGGGUUGGUGACCAUUGUGGUAAACGGAUAAGAAAGGCAUAAAAUUGUAAUCACUGGCGAAUCGCUAUUAGUAUAAGAGGAAAGAAACGCUUCGAGAUGUGCUGUUCUAGGAAAACGAAUGAAAAUCAACCGCAACUUGACCGACGCGGAUUAUUUUUCUUAUAAUAAUUUGCCUCACAUGUUAUAUUCCUUACCUAACUUUGGAAUAUUGCCAAUGAAAUAUUUUCAAGUCAGCAGGUCUUUCUUUAACUCUCCUUAUAUUCGCUCACUAACCAGAAUCAUUUUUCACCAGCACUCUCUUGCAACCUGAUUGGUCAGGAGAUUUAAAGAAAGCACUUGAUGUCAAGGAAUGUCAAAGCACUUGACAUCAAGGGGGGAAAAAAAAAAAGCUUAGUGUGAAAGCACCCUAAGAAAGAAUCCCAAAUGUAUCUGGCACACGAGGGUUUACCACCCCCCCUGCUUCUUUCUCAACAGUGUAAUCAAUGAUUUCGGUUGACGUUUUGUUGAAUCAAAGUAUUCCGAAGGCCCUGUUUUCAGUGUUCCCUCCACCGCAAGCUGUCUAUCAUACGUAGAACACCUGAAUGUUGUGCAAAAGUGGGCGAUCAGGCAAGUUAAGACAGCAGAUGUGCAGACUUCUUGUCCUGUUUGGCGUUCCAUGUGUUUGAGAAAUUCUGGGACGCCACAGAGACCUCAUUUGCUCUGGGCAGAUUGAUACUAUAAAAAAAACAAAGUGUUCGUGUUUCAAAAUCACCGGCCAUCACAGUUUGGCUGCAGUCGUUAACGGUGAUGCACCUGAAAUGAAAACACGAAAGCAAUGUGUGUGUCAGCGUUUAGAACCGAAGGUGACCUUUUUUUUUUGUACGUUAUUCCUUCCUGAAUCGUCAUAAGCUAGUGGAAGGGGUUAUCGUUCAUUACUGAAUUACUGGCUUCUGUGUUCAUAUGCUAACAAGUCUGGUUAUUAUAUUAUAUGAGUAUAUGGGUGGGGCUAGGAAGAGGAAAGCUUAAUUAAUAGGACGGGUCGGCUUUGGGAGUUAGGGAUAGGAUUAUUUUGCUGGAUCAUACAGGAGAACAAGCCAGUCUAGCCCCACCAUUGUAUUAGCAAGAUCAGGCUCAGAGUUCUAAUGAGGGUUCUAGUUAUAAUGAGUAAUCUGGAAGGAAAUCUGCUUGAGUUGUGUGUAGUGUUUCGGACUACAGGAGAGAGCAGAGGACUCUGAAAGCUGAUUGUUUAAGGAGAUACGCCGAUAGGUGCCGUUUUUAACCAAAAUGAUCUACCUCUCCCAUCCGCACAUGUAUUCAGUACACGAUUGUGUUUCAUUCAUCGUUUUGUUUUUUUUUACUUUUUUUUAUUUAAAAGAAAUCAAACACACACACACACACACACACACACUAAUCUCUUUCUUAUUUAUUCCUCUCCAACUGAAAUGCUGGACUGUUUACCUCAAGGUUAAAGAGGUGCUCCAACUCUUGCCAGUUUCCUUAAAACCUGUUUCCUUUACAUUCUGUGUGUAGCGUGGCAAUGCAAAAACAGUGUUUCAGUUUCCGCUGGGCGCAGUGCGAAUUUCAUUUUGCUACUCGCAGUCAGUAUUAGCUUUCUCUGGUGCCGCCUGGCCCGAAGCAUUGACAACCAAACCGACUAUGCUAAUUGUGCUAGCUAGACUAUUUGCACGUUUCUGCGAUCGUGAAGGACACACAGCGUGUCCUUUUUCGCUGGAUGAUGCGUUACGCUCAGUGUCUGUGGUGAUCCUGCUUUGCAGCCUCUGGUGAACUGUUUAUUUCAAGCUCUGAAGGGUGUAAAGCGCUCGCUUGACUCGGGGUCGCUACGUUGCCGCUCCGUCUGUCUGUUUCUCUCUAAUCACACAUUCUGUCGUAUAACCCUACGUUCGUACUAGCACGUGGCAGGCGACUAUCCGUCGUCUUUCCGCGACUUUAGCAACAGGGUGUCAGCAAGACGUUUAAAUCGAGAUGUUCCCAAUUCUAUGCAAAUUAGAAAUCGCGGUGUAGUGGCAAAUCCAAACGCCUGGCUCUAGCAGUUAAUGAAUGAAUUUACCGCAAUUUAUUAACGCUUUCGUCUUAUCUGGGUCUUAUACGAACACUUGUUAAAUGCAUAUAGAGGCAUUAUGGAGAAAAGGAUGGAAGUAAUAGAGGUCGUUGGUGUCUCUGGGGAGUGAACGUAGCUAGGACGGUCAGCUUGCACUGCUAAUCUGCCAGUGAAGCUAGAACAAGACCUAGCACGUAACAUUUCAAUUAAAACAACCAAUUUUCACACUGAUUAGUGCGUUAUUUCAUUCGUGUUCUAUUUCUCAUCGGAUCACAGGACAGCCCGACUUGUCGCCUGCUAGUGUGUGUACGUAGGGUAAGACAGAUAUCGCCUUGCGUUCAGUUAUGCAGUUACGCAGAAAAACAAGGAAACGUUUCAAGCCUCAUGUCUACCAAACUCACUCUGAUUGUAUUUAUCGUUCACUCACACCUUGACGGAUUCAUUCAGUCGUCAUGGCGUUGCUGCUCUCCUUUUCCGGAGGCUUCCUUUGCUGGUUCAAUCCUCCUGUGCUACCUCCGUACAAUGUUGGUUUUCACACACACACACAUACACAACACACACACAUCACGUAUCAGCAGUCUUGCCUGUACAGCUCUCUCUCCUCUUUAUCUGUCUUUGGAAUUGUGUUGUUAUGAUUGUUUAUAAUAUUUUGUUAAAAAUCUAAUCUGCAUCUGAUCUUUUUUCUUUUUUUUCUUGUUUUUUUUUUUUUUUGAGACAUCUACAUGCUAGCUCAGUUAACAGUACCUCUGUGUGCCUGAAACCCAAAGCCUUAUUUGGGGAGAGUGUCAGGGUUAAAGUGGUGAGUUCUAACGCAAGAAGAAGUGCAGGACAGGUCCAAAUGGUUCUGCCAAACAACAUUUACAUAUAAACCUGCACUCCACAGCAAGACUGAACCACUGAAUUUAGCGUUGGGGAAUUGCUACCCAACCGAUUGUUCUAGAACGAGAGUAAACGCUUUUGUUGCGGGUUCUAGAACCGGGGACUACAAAAGGCUGAGAGUUUUAUAGCUCUGUAAGCCUGGUUGAGUCUAGAUUAUGGUUGUAUAUAGUCUAGGGAUGCAUCGAUACCAGUAGUUAUCUGAUAGUCAUACUUUUUCUCAUAAAAUUUGCUCUCAUGCCAAUAUCUGAUACCAGAUGAUGCACUGAGAUGUAAGCCUGGUGCACGUCAACGAACAGAUUGCACGAACUGACAGUGUAGAUUUCACGAGCGUUUCACAACGCCAGAUGAGCAAAAAGAACAGCUUGUACCCGGUAUGCUGUUCUUGACGAUCAGCCACUAUUUGUCCUUGACAACGAGGCCUUCCAAACAAAACCCGCUCUCCACUGCAACCCUACUCGAUCCAAGCUUACCAUGUACCCUGGUCGUCCAAGUGCAUGAACAUGGCCAAGCCAUGGAAACAUAAACGUAAAUUGUUCCACAAUUGAUUAACACGAAGGCAGGUUACUCAUUUUGCAAUCGAUAUCGAUAAGUAACAAAAAAACAAAACUGGUCUGGAAAUCAAAACAGUGGUAUCGAUGCAUCCGUAAUAUAGUCUGAAGGAAGUCCAAAGCCAAACUCGGGAGGGAAAGCUCACGAAGGAAAGCUGCAGAUCCACGCACUCGUCUCAGACAGACAUGUGGAAAGACAAAGUCCUGGAGUCAGCUGCCUUACUUUUGGUCUUAACAUUUUAAUCUUAUUUUCCUCGAAGCUGUGUGCAUUAGGUCUGUCUGAUACAUGACUGACAUACAUACAUACAUACAUACAUACAUACACAUACAUAUACAAGACAUACAUACACUGUAUACUGUACAGCUGCAUGUGCAUUCUCUCAGGUACAAAGCUGAGCAUGGUGUUUUAUUAUCAUUUUGAAGCAGAAUAGUCAAAAAUAUCUAGAAAAUGUUAAAGGAAAAUGUUUCUUACUAUGUCAUAUUCAUGCUGCCAAUAAGAAAUACCAUGCAUUCAUCUAGUGAAGGUCAGAUAUGCAAUAUGUAAGACUUACUGCGCAUUGAUUUAAUCGUGAAAUUUAUGACUCAGGCUUUAAAAAAAGAAUACAUACAAAGACAGAAACAAACCAUAUAUAUAUUUGUAUCACUGUUGUAUCAUUUUCAGAAUGUGGUCAUGUGUACAAUGUGGAUAAUGAAAUUGCAAAUCAGUACGAGUUUUGUGCUGAGCCUGACCCAGUUCUGUCUGAGACCGAUCCGCUGGAGAUACAGGUGCACUCUGAAUGGUCAGGUUUUCCCCUGAACUUUUUCACAUCAGCAUAUGUACUGAACACAUACGUACAAUAAAAUACCGUCUACUGCCAUACUUAUCCGUCCAGGUUUGGAUUAAUCUCCUAGCAUUCAGAAUUCAAGGAAACUUGACAGUUGUUUUUAUCGGGCUCAAGAUCCCAGAUCAUACACGUUCAGAAGAAAGGGUUCUAAACUGUACGUUUACUUGUCACUCUUAAGGAUAUAUCUUUUGUACCAUUUAGUAUGUAUUUUUUACAAUAAAGAUUCAUUUUCAUGUGCAGCUUUGAAGUAUUACUCAAAACGCUAGGUACAGGAUUGGUCCUUGAGGUUCAAUUAUGUGAAACUACAUCAACAGUACCAUGUCUUGUUAAAGAUGCACAAGAUGUAUACUUGCUUGUCAGUGGAGUGGUACUGUCGAGGUACAGUUUAGUACCCUUUAUUUUUCUGAGCGUAUGUAACCAGCAAUUCAAAGUUAACCGUUUUGUGGAUUUCCUGAUUACUCAGAGGAGGGAAAGCCUGACCGUUAAGUUCCACCUGGACCAGUUGUGGGUGAUGUGGAUUUUAGUGGACCAUUCCUUAGCUUUCCUAAAUACAACUUCAUGAACACUUUGGAAUUGCGUGGUUUCUCCAGGAAUGGAUCUUAAAAUGUCUGGUUAACAAAUUCUGAAAUAAUCAAGGUCAUUGAUGGAAAAAAAAAUGUAUGUGAACCAUAAUGAAGAUGACAAAAGCAUAACUGGAAGAAGGUUCUCCAUGCAAGUGAGCAAGUGCUCCUGGAUCUCAUGAGAAUUCUGAAAGGAUUUCAGCUUCCAUCAUCCCACAGUAGUUGCUCUGGCAAUGAGUGGGUGUCCUACAAAUAUCUCGAGACUCCUCAAACAAGUCAUGAGGAACCCUCAAGAAGAACGGAAGUGUUCGCUGGAGGUUAAGAAACCACGUCGCGCCUUAAAAAUGCUAAUGCUGAGCGGUCCAGGUUUGGUUCGGACAAGUGACCACAACUGCCAGAAAGUCAAUGGUGUGAUUUCGAGAGAGGUGUGUAACGCACAACUGCACGGUUGUAACCCACAGAUGCCUGGGUUUUGUCGAGCCUAACUUGCAAGUGACGUUGGAUAAAAGCGUCGACCAGAUGAAUCAAGGAAUCAUGUUCUCAGAAAGUUCUACAGCAAAACAUCAAGAUGUCUGAGGAAGAUCUAGAACUCAGACUUAACAUCCCAAGAUACCUCAGAAACAGUGCAAGAUUGAUAAGGCACUACAAAAAGCAUCUGGUUGAAGAGGUUCCUCAAAUCUUUAAAUACAAGGAUUCACAUGUAUCACCAUCAGUGACCUUUAUUAUUUUUUCUCUUUUUUUAAAACAACUUAUCUAAAUAUAUGCACUUUAUUGAUUUCCUCCUAUGAAGAGAGGAAGAUUCUGAACCAGAUUUUAGGAUCUGUUUGUGCAGAAAUCCCGAUCAUUGCAGAGGGUUCAUGACUGUUUUUUUUUGUUUUUUUUUUCUUUUUCCUGAUGCCUGUACAGCUAACUCACAUACAUGCAAACAUUGUAAUCUCAUCUUGUGUAUUUCUACAAUCCCAAGCUACUCGAUAUUAAGCUAAAACACUCGCAUAGAGCUUGUGUCAAAUACCAUGCAGACUCAAACGGCUAGGCUUAACGUUGUAAAGGUAUUCAUGCUCGAAUCAACUAUUAUUGCCAUAUUGCCGUAGAUUCUGUCCUCGUCCAUUUUGUGUUGAUGACUCUCUUACCUUGCUGAAAGUCGUUCCAUUACACCUUUAUUUUGUGCUUUGUAUGUAGUAAAAUAAAUGUUUUGAGAAAAUAAACAGCUGUAAAUAGUGA